Sclerotinia trifoliorum is the source of this 711-nucleotide messenger RNA. The record is from the annotation of a GenBank genome assembly. Lineage: Eukaryota; Fungi; Ascomycota; Leotiomycetes; Helotiales; Sclerotiniaceae.
UAUAAAAUGAAAGUUAUAGUCAAUCAAUCAAUUAACUUACUACUCGUAACUCCAUCUACUUAUUAAUUUAUUGAUUCAUCAACUCGAUUCAUCAAUCUAUUAAACACAACCCAAAAACAAAUACAACCCAACAUCAAAUCACAUCAACAAACCAUCCCAUCCCCAAAAAUGUCCCCAAUAACCCGAACACUCCUCCGACAAUCACGUCUCAUCACCUCCAAACCCCGACUCCAAACCCAAAUCAUCACCUGCAGACCCAUCUCCUCUACCUCCCCCGCUCAAAAAGCAGUCACAGAAACCGUCAAAGAAACCGUCAAAAAAGUCGACAAAGCAGUCGCUAGUAAAAUCGUCGACGGAAUAGAAGUUGGUCGUAUGUUAUCCUCUUUCCUCUCCCUUUUCCUUCCCCUUCAUCUCCAUCCUCCUCAUCCUCCCCCUUCCCAUUCCUCAUCCUUCCCCCAAACCAAAAAAUACAAACCCCUCACUAACCCCCCCUUUUUAAAAAUAGAAAGCGCAACCCAAAAAGUAAAACAAGCCGCGGGCCUCACAAAAAACGAAGCAAAAAGCGAAGUUAAAAGCGAAGCUGGAGAACUCAAGGGAAAAGCUGCAGAGGUGAAGGGAGAGGCUAAGGGAAAAGCUGCAGAGAUUAAGGGAAAUGUGAAGGGGAAGGCAGAUGAGGUUGUGGGGAAGUUGUAGGGGUUGGGGAGAAAAGGA